AUGCUGGCCCAAGCCACGGUGCAGGCGUUCGUCAGCCAGCUCAGCACAGAAGAGAGGCUCAUUUUCCAGGCGACAGAUUGCUCAGAGAAGCUCAUUCAUGAUCUGGUAGAUUUGGAUAACCAGCAUGGCAAAGCAGCCAUCUCGCGCCGAAUAGCGCCGAAUAUUCAGUCGUUCGUGGGGGGCGUCGAGCGCUUCUCGGGGGCACUGGAUGCCUUGGCGGGUUCAGUCUCGCUGAUGCAGCCUAUAUGGGGCAGCUGCAAGGUUGUUCUGCAAGUUGCAAAGGAUUAUAAUGAGUAUUUUGACAAACUCUCCGGAAUGUUCGAAGAGAUCGGGUAUAAUCUGAGCCGCCUCCGUCGCUACCCACGGUUGUACUCCGACAACGCGGUCCUGGCGCAGUCCAUGGUGAAUAUCUUCCAGGCUAUCCUGGAGUUCUGCGCCCGGGCUCGAGCGGUCUUUCGACAGGGGAAGAAUGAGCAGAGCUCAGUGCGACGGUUUAGCACAAGUGCCGUCAGCCUGCGCGCCGCAUGGAAGGUGAUAUGGAAGCCGUUCAAAUUGCAGUUCGGCGAUAUAGUUGAACAGAUCCAGAAGUCUAUGGCGCGCGUGGAGCAAGAGGUGGAUAUUGCGGAGAAAGAACUCGCUAGCGAGGGCCGCGCCAAAGCAGAAGAUGAGCGGAAGCGGCAGGCUGACCGCUGGGAAAGGCUUGAAGCGCGACAGGAUUCGGUCACAGAAUAUCUUGACCAGCAGAAGGUUGCACAACUGAAUCAGUGGCUGGCCUCUGUUAAUGCUGCUGCGAACCACAACACAGCCACCAAGUUACGCCGCGCGGGGACCGGGACUUGGUUUGUCAAUGGCCAGCCGUUCCACGACUGGCUCGCAGCGGAUAACUCGUUCCUCUGGCUUCAUGCAAUUCCGGGUGCUGGAAAGACAAUCCUCGCAUCGACCGUGAUCGACUGGCUGCGGCAGCACACGGAGAAUCAAGCCAGAGGCCUGGCUUACUUUUAUUGCGACUACAAGGACAAGCAAAAACAGUCGUCAACAGUCCUUCUAACCACCUUACUGUCCAAAUUUGCAAGGCAAAACCAUGCAGUCUUGGGUUGCCUAUAUAACUUCUUCGAGAAGCAACACAGGGAAAACCCGGCGUACACCGCUGAGUUCGACGAGCUGUUGAAUAAUUUCAGUGACUUCCUCUCGGACUCGUUCGAUCAAUGUUAUAUAGUCGUUGACGCGGUCGAUGAGACGGAGGAUAGAGAGGGCGUAGCAUAUGCCUUGAGAAGGAUUGCCGAGACUUGUAAAUGUGCCAGAGUACUUGUGACGAGCCGCCAUGAGAUCGAUAUCGCGCGGACUUACGAAGAUUUGCCACACACUUCAAUUGAGCCCAGCGAUAACGCCGCGGAUAUUGAGCUGUACGUCCGAUCGGAAGUAGCGGAUAAGAUCAAAGCAAAAAAGCUGAAGCUCAGGGAUCCCAAACUCCAGAACUUCAUCUGCGAGACCCUCAUCCAGGGAGCCCAUGGGAUGUUCCAGUGGGUAAAAUGCCAGAUCGACCAGCUGUGCAAGCUACGUAACGACAGGGCUAUUCGAAACGCGCUGGAUGACCUCCCUAAGACACUGUACGAUACCUACAUGCGGAUUUUGCAGAGACUGGAGGCUGAACGGGACGAAGAAGUGACCUCGGUGCAGCGCCUGCUCAGGUGGCUAGUACGCGGUAUCCGGAAUUUGACGCUACAGGAGCUAGCGGAAUGCUUGAGCAUUGACCCCGAAAAUGCAGAAGAUUCCUUUGAUUUCGAUGCUGUCUUUACUGACCCGGAGGAUGUGGUCGAGCUUUGUGGCAGCCUGGUCGUCAUUUCUCAUGAUGGAUACUUGACACUAGCGCACUAUACGGUCAAGGAAUUUCUGGUCUCUCCUCAUAUUAAGGAGAAGAUGCCACAUUUCUGGGUGGGAUGUGAGACGGCCCACGCAGAGCUCGCGCGAGUUUGCCUUAUCUACUUGUGCUACAGUGACUUCUCUACAAAUUAUGAGGAACCGGGGGAUCAAAUGCUGCAGCGUUUUGAGGAAUACAAGUUCCUGCGAUAUGCCGUCCAGGGGUGGGGUGCCCAUGCUCACUUCAGCGAGGACGAUGACGACGUCUUUGCCUUGGUGAUGAAGCUCCUGGAGGAGGAUUGUGAGGAGCGAGAGAACUUCAGCCUGUGGUGCCACUUGUAUCUCCAUCUCCACAAGGCCUCGGGACAGCAACCGAAGGUCUCGGACACUUCGUCUCUCUACUUUGCGUCUUUAUUUGGGCUGCCGAGGGUGGUGCUGCGCCUGCUGGAAACGGAUUUGGGGCUUGACGUGAGGGAGCCCUUAAAGGCUGCGUCAUUCGCCAGACACGCGAAGAUCGUGAAGGUACUUCUUGAGCAUACAGCCCCCCUCGAGCCAUCCGCUCUCGAAAACUGCCUUUAUGUCUCGUCAUCCAGGGGCCAUGAAGAUGUCGUCAGUUUGCUUCUGCAGCAUGGUGUGGAUAUCAACGCGCCCAGCGGCAAACAUGGCACACCGCUACAGGUUGCUGCUAUUGAAGGCCGCCAACAAGUGGUUUCGACCCUCCUGCAGCAUGGGGCAGACAUGAAUAUUACCUGCCGAAGAUACGGGUCCCCAUUGGCCGCGGCGGCCGAGAAGUCGCAUAUGCAAAUCGUCCAGCAGCUCCUCAGUCACGGAGCUCAUGUGGAUAAGCGAGGUGGUUGGUUCGGACACCCACUGACAUCGGCCAUUGUAAGCAAGAACGUGCAGCUUGUUGAGUUGCUUAUCGAGCGGGGAGCGGACCUGAAUGCUCUUGGUGGACGGUAUGGGUGUCCUUUGAUGGCUGCAGCAUCACUGGGAAUGCUGGACUUGAUUCGAUCCCUGGUUGCAUGUGGCGCUAAGGUCAACGAUGAAAGCGACAAGAGGCCUGACAGCCUCUAUUCCGCCUGUAUAGCGGAGAGACUGGACGCCGUCGAGCUGCUGCUUGAACUGGGAGCCGACGUGAAUGCAAAGGGGGGCCGACACCGUAAUGCGCUAAAUGCUGCCAGCUCCACAGGUAAUGCGGAGAUUGUGCGAUGUCUCCUAACUGCCGGAGCAGACGUGGAUUACUUUGAUGAGCAUUACGGUAAUAGCAUACAGGCGGCGGCUGUGGCUGGACAUGAUGCUGCGAUCGAGGGACGGCACUGCUGUGUGCCGCCCAACACGGCCACACCGAAACAGUUCGAGUUAGGAGUCCCCUCAGGCGAUACCACUGAGACGACAGAUGCGCUCAUGGUGGCUGCCCGCAAGGGACACACGGCAACGGUCGAGCUCCUCGUGAAGAUGGGGGCCGACAUCGACAGUGUUAGUAAAAUGGCAACCUACCCAAAAUGCACGGCACUCGAAGCGGCCGCAGGAAAGUCUCAUCUUGAGACCGUCUGGCGCCUUCUCGAACUAGGGGCGGACGUUAAACGCGUGACCAAUGGCCUAUACGGUUGUCCACUGAUUGCCGCUAUUUUCAGCGACAGGGAGUAUGCAGAGGUUGUGAAGACCCUGCUGGACGCAGGAGCGGGUAUCAACGCCGCUACGAACGGUGCCGCUGCUGGCGGUGGCACUCCUCUUGGGGCCGCAGUCCUCAAAGGGCGCUAUGAUCUAUGUGUGGACAUGAUUCGCAGGGGUGCAGAUGUCAAUAUCACGAACGACUGGUACUAUACCCCACUGCAAGUUGCAAUUACGAACGGGGAUGAGAGCAUGAUGAGCCUGCUUAUAGACCACGGUGCUGACAUCAACCUGGCAAUUGAUCCGAGUGACGACCCGGACGACAGCGGCGUCUUGACUGCGCUCCAGGUAGCCGCGUGGUACGGUCGUGAGGACAUGACGAGGAGCCUAGUCAGCCUCGGAGCGAAUAUCUCCGACGAGCUCAAAGGCGCCAAGUACAAGUCUGCACUCCAGGUCGCCAGUUUUCGAGACCACGGUAGGGUCGUGCGAAUCCUGAUCGAUGCAGGAAGUGAAGUGGAUGAAGUAGGUGGUCUACACGGAACAAGCCUGCAAGCUGCCGCCGUUGAGGGGUCCGACGGAGCAGCCCAGGUUCUCCUCGAGGCGGGUGCCGAUAUCAAUCGUGGUCAAGUCGGCACCAUGGGAACUGCACUGAUGGCAGCAUGCUGCACUGGCUGGAAGCACAUGGUGCGGCUGUUGAUCGAGCAUGGGGCAGAUGUCAAUGCGAUAGGCCACAAGCCCGACUGCUUUCCACUUCAUGCUGCAGCGUACCGCGGUUAUCCAAACAUUGUACGAUCCUUGCUCGACGCAGGGGCGGAUGUCAACGCCCGGGGGGGCAUGUACGGAACGGCUUUAAUUGCCGCGUCUUAUGGACUCGAAUCUGAUAUCUGCGAGAUUUUGCUGGAGCGAGGCGCCGACCCAAAUAUCGUUGCUGGGAGGUACGGCGCUUCCCCCAGUCUCCAGGGUGGUGAGUUUGGAACGCCAUUAGGAGCGGCUAUUGAUGGGUCCUGCGAGACGUUGGUUGACGAGCUUUUGCGGCGCCAUGGCGUGGACCCUAAUUGUCCCGUCGGAAAGCACGGUUCCGCGCUGCAAGCCUGUAUUGCCGAGAGAGGUGAUGGUGACGAUGCCUGGUUGAUCCUUCUUAAAGCUGGGGUUGACGUCAACUGUCGCAGUGGUGUCAGAGGGUCCCCAUUGAUCGCGGCAGCUGCCACAAACGAGUACAAGAUUGCGGAAUAUAUGCUGGAUCACGGCGCCGACGUCAACGUGGAAGGCAACUUGUACUAUCCUACUGCCGUCCAUGGCGCCAUUAAAGCCGAGAGAAUGGACAUCUUGAAGCUUCUGGUGGAGAGGGGCGCCAACGUCAACAUGGCAAACUCGUUCCACGGAUCGCCUCUAGAAUACGCUUGCAGUCUGGCUCGACUGCCAAUGAUCCGCUAUCUUCUUAGACACGGAGCGGAUUUGGGCCUGUCUAUCAAGGGGAGAUAUGGCGCCGCGCUCCAGGCUGCUGCCAUCAGCGGAUCCGGUGUCACAGUAAGGUACCUCAACCGUCGUGGCGCAGACAUCCAUCGGAGGGGUGGAAAGCAGGGCUCUGCAUUGACAGCCUGCAUCUUGAAAUGUGACCUCUUUACUGUCGAAGUCCUUCUGAAGAAGGGUGCCGAUGUGAAUGUCCGCGGCGGGGUAUACGGAUAUCCACUGCAGGCGGCUGCAGUCAAGGGCCUGGACUCCAUACCAUUGGUCCUCUUGUUGCUGCGAUACGGCGCCGAUAUCAACGCCAAAGGGGGGAAGUAUGGGACUGCGCUCCAAGCCGCCUGCGUUGCGGGCAACUACGAGCUUGUUCAGCUUCUGCUUGAGCGAGGGGCAGAAGUGAAUGUGACGGCUGGCUUCUGUAGAAAUGCCCUCCAUGCCGCUGCGUUGCUGAGAAAUAAGCAUAUCUGCAAGCUCUUGAUGAAGCACGGCGCUGACUGGAGUCUCGUCGAUCGGAGCCUGUCGCAUUUCGCCCCAAGCAUACUCGACUAUGCUAACGGGAUACUGCGAAAGGUCCACGAUGACCAGCAGAACGGCUGGCCAGACAAUGAGAGUGACGAGAGUGAAGAUACUGCUGACACUGAUGAUAGUGAUGAUGCCGAUGAUACUGAUGAUACUAACGAUGGGGAAGAUACUGAAGAUAGUGAGAGUGAUGAAAAUGAUGAAAGUGACGAAGAUGGCGAGUGCGACGAGAGUGAGGAUAAGAGUAAAGAGAGUGAGGAGGAACAUUCUGAAAGUAACGGUGAAUAUGUCUACCUCAACGUUGAAUCUAUUCCUUUCUUCUACGAGCCGUACUGUGCAGUUAGCGUCCAAGCAGGCCGCUCGGAUGGCACUGACGAUGACGAGCCUUUAUUGAACGCCGACCUGAGGGAGCCAGAGCUUACAGACUGGAGUGUUUUGGCGUGGCUACAAGUCGAAUGCGGCAAGAAUGGAGACUUUGUCUAG
Aspergillus nidulans FGSC A4 is the source of this 5934-nucleotide messenger RNA. RefSeq lists its product as uncharacterized. Bases 1 to 5934 code for a protein of 1977 amino acids. The transcript has 5 exons. Lineage: Eukaryota; Fungi; Ascomycota; Eurotiomycetes; Eurotiales; Aspergillaceae. The record is from RefSeq and is a predicted model, not a curated record.